AUUUAUCAGUUGCAAAAUAGAAGCCAAGAAUCAGCAACAUGGCAUUCAGCAAGGUAAUCCAUGUGGUCCUAUUAGCUGUGAUUGGCAUUUCCUCAGCGGUGGACUAUUGUGCUCUCCCCACUUGCCUCGAUAAACAUAUAGCCUGUAACAACAAAGGAAACUUCAGCGAAAACUGCCCCAAAGAUGUUCGUAAAGUGAAGAUUGAGCCUCAUCAAAAAUUAAUUCUCACCCUCUUCAACGAACUGCGUAACAAUGUGGCUGGAGGCAAAGUAGAAGGAUUACCCAAGGCUAUUCGCAUGGCCAAAAUGUCUUGGUGCGAGGAGCUCGCCCACUUAGCCCUUCUCAACGUGCAGACCUGUGAGUCUCUUCCAGACAAAUGUCGCAGCACAGAAAGAUUUGCAUACGCCGGUCAGAACAACGCCAUAUUCCAAUACAGUGGAGCGGAGACGGAAUACACUGAUGCAGAGGUUAUCAAGGAGCAAAUUGAGAAAUGGUUCGGCGAGCGCUCGAAUGCCUCCCCUGAGAUCCUCGCCAGUUUCCCUGAGGAGUUGCCCAACAAGGAUGUUGCCAAGUUCACCAUUGCCGUGGCUGAAAAGAACACUCACGUGGGUUGUGCUGCCGUGCGCUUCUCCCGCGAUUACUACAACCACUUCAUUUUGACUUGCAACUUCGCCACCACCAAUAUUGUGGGUCAGCCUGUGUAUACUCCUGGAGAAAAGGCCACAACGGGAUGCAAGAAUCGCUAUGGAGCUGCCUUCGACUAUCCCAGUUUGUGCUACGCCAAGGAAAUUUAUGAUAACGAAAAGGUCAUUGAAAACGCAAAGGUGUUCUAGGUUAAACAUUAUGACCCAUAAGCUUUAUUAAAAAUAUUAAGGUGCGCGUAUAUAUGUAUAUAAUUAAAUUGCAGAUGGAGAUUAUAAUUU
This is a messenger RNA of Drosophila eugracilis, 923 nucleotides long. RefSeq names its product antigen 5 like allergen Cul n 1-like. The record is from RefSeq and is a predicted model, not a curated record. Lineage: Eukaryota; Metazoa; Arthropoda; Insecta; Diptera; Drosophilidae. The coding region runs from base 39 to 833 and encodes 264 amino acids. The transcript has 2 exons.